Molecule: messenger RNA, 1645 nt
Organism: Silurus meridionalis
Lineage: Eukaryota; Metazoa; Chordata; Actinopteri; Siluriformes; Siluridae
Gene: mtnr1al
Product: melatonin receptor type 1A like
Exons: 2
Coding region: 366-1388 (340 amino acids)
Biological process (GO): G protein-coupled receptor signaling pathway
Cellular component (GO): membrane
Molecular function (GO): melatonin receptor activity
Source: RefSeq, a predicted model, not a curated record
CAGAAAUCAUGGCAUCUUUUGCUUUUUUCUGAUUCGGAUAUCAAAUGCACAAAAAGACUUACCCAAGAACCUGCCAGGACACAAGAUUCGUGGUCUUCUAGUACACGCACUCUAAUUCCUCCUAACUGUUUGAAAAGCAGUUUUGAACUUGCUUGAGAGUUAAACAGGUGUUUGGUGUCGCUCUUGCAGCAGAGAACUCUGUGAAUUACUUUUCCCCCAUGUAGUGACAUGACACGCGUGGCUUCAUGGCGUCAGUGUUCCGGGGCUGUUGGGGCUGCGCGCCGCGGCCGCUUUCUGGAGUGCAGUGAGCGCGCGCGCGCACGCGCCGAGGCCGGACACCGAGCAGCGCCGCGAGCUCGCCCUGAAUGUGCUGCUGGCGUGGAGGGUUGUGGCGCGUGCCGCCGUCCGAGCGGCUGCAGCAUGAAGUGAGGAUGGUGGAGGAGACGGCCGCCCCUCUCAGAAACGCUUCAUCCUCCCGCGGAAACGACGAGACUCUCUCGUUCCCUUGGAAGCUCACUCUGCUGGCAGGCGUGCUUAUCACCACUAUAGUGGUGGACGUGCUGGGCAACCUGUUGGUCAUCGUGUCGGUAUUCAGAAACAGGAAACUCAGGAAAACAGGAAAUGCCUUUGUGGUGAGUUUGGCUGUAGCAGAUCUUGUAAUUGCCAUCUAUCCUUACCCGAUGGUCUUAACUGCUAUCUUCAACAACGGCUGGAUCGCAGGAAACAUCCACUGCCAAAUCAGUGGCUUUGUGAUGGGGCUCAGUGUCAUCGGCUCCAUCUUUAACAUAACAGGCAUCGCCAUCAACCGCUACUGUUACAUUUGCCACAGCCUUAACUAUGACAAGAUCUUCUCCAGAUGGAACACUGUGUGCUAUGUGGUGCUCGUGUGGGUCCUCACCAUCAUAGCCAUCACGCCCAACUGGUUCGUAGAAUCUUUGCGAUAUGACGCACGUGUUUUUUCAUGCACGUUUGCCCAGUCAGUCAGCUCACUCUACACUAUCAUGGUGGUGGUGGUGCAUUUCAUCCUUCCUAUCAGCAUUGUCACCUACUGCUACCUGCGCAUCUGGAUCCUUGUCAUCCAGGUGCGAAAACGCGUCAAACCAGACAACCGGCUCAAAAUCACGCCACAUGACCUUCGUAACUUUCUCACCAUGUUUGUGGUGUUUGUGCUGUUUGCUGUGUGCUGGGCGCCGCUGAACUUAAUUGGCCUGGCAGUGGCCAUCCAGCCUACUCUAGGCCAGCACAUUCCUGUGUGGCUCUUUACAGCCAGUUACUUUAUGGCUUAUUUCAACAGCUGCUUGAAUGCUGUUAUCUACGGCGUACUCAACAACAAUUUUCGAAAAGAGUACAAAAGAAUUGUGCUCUGUCUUUUUAAGUUCCAUUGUUAAUUUUGUUUUUUUUCCACAAAGAGGAGACGUGCACUGUGAAUUUUACUAGCAUACAAAUUACCCCGAAUUCACUGUUUGUUUUGCAUCAUUCAUGGCAUCUCAUGUUUUUUACUGUAUUUCUUUAUAAAACUUAAUGGACAGGGACAUAUUGUGUACAUUGAAAUAUUUUAUACAGUAUGCUUAGGUUUGUGUAUCAAUGUGUGAUCUGAAUGUACAACAUACCUUUACAACAUACUAUAAUUAAAGGACAGAAUAUC